GGUCGUGGUGGAGGUCGUGGUGGUUUCUCUGGUGGAGGAGCUCCUCAAGGUCCUCCUGCUGAAGUUAUCCCCAUGGGUGCUUUUGUUCAUGCUUGUGAAGGUGAAAUGGUCUGCAAGUCUAUCAACCCCAAGAUCCCUUAUUUCAACGCACCCAUCUUCCUCGAAAACAAGAGUCAAAUCGGUAAAGUGGAUGAAAUUUUAGGUCCUUUGAACGAAGUGUAUUUCACUGUCAAGAUGCAAGAAGGCAUGAUUGCCAAAUCUUUCAAGGUGGAUGAUAAAGUCUAUAUUGGUACUGAUAAACUCUUGCCUCUUGAACGUUUCUUGCCUAAGCCUAAGGUUGCUGGAAAGGGUAAAGUGAUAUUCUAUAUAUAUACUAUUGAUGGACUGACAUCGAUAUUAGUUGGUAAACCUACUGGUCAACAAGGUCGUGGUGGUGGAAGAGGUGGUGCUACCCGUGGUGGUGGAAGAGGCGGUGCUACCCGUGGUGGCGGAAGAGGUGGCUUUGGUGGUAAGUAG
This is a messenger RNA of Gilbertella persicaria, 516 nucleotides long. Its product is annotated as Gar1/Naf1 RNA binding region-domain-containing protein. Gene Ontology annotation, cellular component: box H/ACA snoRNP complex. Gene Ontology annotation, biological process: snoRNA guided rRNA pseudouridine synthesis; ribosome biogenesis. Gene Ontology annotation, molecular function: box H/ACA snoRNA binding. The transcript has 2 exons. The annotation marks the transcript as partial. Lineage: Eukaryota; Fungi; Mucoromycota; Mucoromycetes; Mucorales; Choanephoraceae. The record is from RefSeq and is a predicted model, not a curated record.